AAAUCGAAUGACCGCAAAGCUGCGAAGCGCGUGAACAGGCGUGAGCGCGACGAUGACGAGGAGGAUGACGGCUUAGGCAAUCGAGAUGAGCAUCGGGCGCGCAAAGCUGCACGCAAGAAGCAGAAGGAGCAGGAGAAGGAGCAAGAGAAGCAAGCCGCAAAGAAGAAAAAAGAGGCCAAGAAGCUCAAAGAAGGAACUCCGAUCGUUUUGCCUGAAUACAUCAGCAUCCAGAAUCUAUCGCAAAUGCUUGGUGUCAGGUACGAGCAAUUUGUCCAACGUUUGGAGCAUUUGGGAUAUGAUGACAUAUUCCCCGGCAAGACGCUGAACGCGGAAACCAGCGGCAUGAUCGCUAUGGAAUACAACUUCGAUCCAACCUUUGAUGGUACGUAUCGAGAGGAGGAGGAACGCGAUCUCAAAGCCAAACCAGAGAUUGCCGACAAGACAUCGUUACCAAGUCGGCCACCCGUCGUGACCAUCAUGGGCCACGUCGAUCAUGGCAAGACCACGAUCUUGGACUAUCUCCGCAAGAGUUCGGUAGCUGCAGGCGAAGCUGGAGGUAUCACCCAGCACAUCGGUGCUUUCAGUGUUCCUCUCUCGAGCAGCGGCAAAACGAUCACCUUCCUGGACACUCCUGGACACGCCGCAUUCCUGGCCAUGCGCCAACGCGGUGCUAACGUCACGGACAUUGUGAUUCUAGUAGUUGCUGCCGAUGACAGUGUCAAGCCACAGACACUGGAAGCCAUCAAGCAUGCCAGGGACGCUCGUGUACCGAUGAUUGUCGCACUCAACAAAGUCGACAAGCCUGAAGCAGACAUCGAGCGCUGUAAGCAGGAUCUCGCACGGCACGGAGUCGAUAUCGAAGACUACGGUGGCGAGACGCAAGUCGUGUGUGUGUCCGGUAAAACUGGUCGAGGUAUGGACGAGCUGGAAGAGAACGUGGUUACUUUGUCCGAGAUUCUGGACCACCGUGCUGAGACAGACGUGGAUGUGGAGGGCUGGGUACUUGAAGCUACCACGAAGCUGUCCGGUCGCGUGGCGACUGUCCUUGUCCGCCAGGGGACGCUCCGGCCGGGGAACAUCAUUGUUGCUGGAAAGACCUGGGCUCGCGUACGCUCGUUGAGGAACGAAGCUGGUGUUGCAGUGCAAGAGGUCGGUCCUGGCAUGCCUGUCGAGGUAGAUGGCUGGCGUGAUCAGCCCGUUGCAGGUGACGAAGUGUUGCAAGCACCCAGCGAGCAGAAGGCAAAUUCAGUCGUGGACUUCCGUGUGGAGAAAGCGGAUCGCGAGAAGACCGCCCAAGAUAUGGAAGCCAUCAACGAGGCCCGCCGACUCGAGCAAGAGAAGCGAGAGAAGGAGAAGGCCGCUGAGACUGCUGCUAAACGACUUGAGACUCCAUUCAUCAUCAAAGCGGACGUGUCUGGUUCUGCGGAAGCAGUCGCAGCCUACAUCAUGUCCGUCUCCAGCCCGCUCAUCGCGCCGACCAUUCUCUCUUCUGGCGUCGGCGCCGUGCACGAGUCGGACAUCGAGCUUGCCUACGCAGCCGAAGGACAUAUCAUUGCCUUCAACCUGCCUGCCGACCAAGACAUCAUUGGGGCAGCGAAAGCCAAAGGCGUCAAAAUCUUGGAGAACAAUAUCAUCUACCGCGUGCUGGACGAUGUCAAGGCGGUUCUGGAAGAGAAGCUGCCUCCAAUAGUCACUCAAAGAGUGCUCGGCGAAGCUGACAUCAGCGCUGCGUUUGAUAUCACCGUUGCUGGUAGGAAGAAGGUCAAGAUUGCCGGAUGCAAGAUCAGAAACGGCGUUGUGAGCAAAGGUAGCAAGGUGCGAAUCAUGAGGGCCGGCGAAAAGGUGUACGAUGGUGUGAUCGAUUCAUUGAAGAGCGUCAAGAAAGAUGUCUCCGAAAUGCGCAAGGGUACGGAAUGCGGCAUAGGCUUCGACGGAUGGGAGACUUUCGAGGUCGGCGACUCGAUUCAAUGUUACGAAGAGAUUAGCGAGAAGAGACGGCUGUGAAGGUCGCAGCGGCCAAGUCGCCGAUGUACAAAGAAACUAAGCACAUACAGCAUACAUACGCGAC
Molecule: messenger RNA, 2068 nt
Organism: Zymoseptoria tritici IPO323
Lineage: Eukaryota; Fungi; Ascomycota; Dothideomycetes; Mycosphaerellales; Mycosphaerellaceae
Exons: 3
Coding region: 244-2004 (586 amino acids)
Biological process (GO): translational initiation
Molecular function (GO): GTPase activity; translation initiation factor activity; GTP binding
Source: RefSeq, a predicted model, not a curated record